Messenger RNA from Histoplasma mississippiense, 1098 nucleotides. RefSeq lists its product with no specific name. The coding region runs from base 1 to 1098 and encodes 365 amino acids. The transcript is spliced from 2 exons. The record is from RefSeq and is a predicted model, not a curated record. NCBI's taxonomy places the organism in Eukaryota, Fungi, Ascomycota, Eurotiomycetes, Onygenales, Ajellomycetaceae.
AUGACGCAAGCUUCAUGUGAUCCUAACGAUUACGAUCCUGAACGCUCUCCCCGAUCCACUGCAAAAUCGAGGAGACCUGAUAUGGGAAUACCGAAAUGUGGAGAUCGUUGUUGUAUUCCUGGCGCUAGAUGUAAAUCAGACGAUGUGGGAAAUUUGUAUUGCCAGGUUUCGUUCCCGAACCUAGCAUAUCCGCCAUUUCCAGAGGGCAAGGGUCGUAUUCCCCCUACACUCCAACUUCCAUCGACAGCAUCAAAAUCAGAACAGGUCUCCCAGACCCAGACGAGCUCGACCACUCAGUCUACAACCGAACCCCCAAAUAUAAUCCCAAUUUCAGAUCUUCCAUCAGUAGGCCAACAACCUACAUCAGAAUCUUCAGCCAUUCACAAUGUCAACCACUCAGAGCCUCUAUCAUCCUCACCGGAAGGAUCCAAAUUCCCACCCCUCGCAAUCGUUGUCGGCCUUAUUCCUGGUCUUGUAGCCGGGAUUAUCCUCGCGCUGAUAAUCAUUCAUUUCUAUAGACGGCGCCAAGAAAAACGCUUCAUCCCGUCACCCAUGUCGAAGUUCAGCCAUUUCCGUGAAAAGUCAUGCGAGAAAGGUGUAGUCUCCAUCUCCGACCCCAUCCCUUCCACAGCGCAGGACUCCGUCCGGACAGAUUUCCUCCGCCGCCAAGCCGCCGGCCUCGUGAAGGAAGAGGACGGCAACACUAAGUCGAAGUUUCGCCGGACUAGUGCGCGGGUGAAGAGUUUUUUUGGGCCAAGGCCUACAGCAGAUGAUAUUGCGACUAUGCCUAUGUCGACUACGGCGCCUAACGACCGAGAAACCAGGGCGAAUGGUGUUGGUGGUGUCGGCAGUGGUGAUGGACGAGGAGUGGGGCGCGAGCCAAGUACAGAGAGUAUAAAAGUUUUCAGCCCGGUACACCUACGGCCCGCUCAAAUCGGGGAUCCGUAUCCUCCCGCUGGCAACGGCAGACCACAAACUACAUUCUCCGAAAUGAUAGAACGGGUUGGGUUCCAGAGCAAGAACGGUAGUCCGUAUUUUUCGGUCACGGCGACGCCGCCUCUCCCGCAACUAUUAACGCCGCAACGCAGGGUUUUGUGA